UGUCGAAGUUGAUCACAUCGUCUCGUCUCUCAGGCUCAGACUCAGAGGCCAGACGGAUCUUCUCACUCAAUACUUUGAAUGUGAGAGAACACGGAACUCGUUCAUUCGGAGGAGUGUCACUAUUUCUGUGUGAAGAUAUGUGUGUUUGAGCCAAUGCUUAAGUCAAACUUCUUUGAAUUUUAUGUACAAACAUUUGUUUUAGACACUAGUGACCUCAAGUGCACUUUUACUUAAAUCUAUUCCAAACUGACCCAUCAGUUGUUGCCUUUCAAUGUUGAAUAUCAAGUCUGUCAAAGGAGUCUGAGAUAGAUUGUGUGGAUGUUUUUCUGUCUACUAUGACUGAGUUUUCACGUCAAGAAGAUUCUCUUCCGUGCUUUGGAUAUUCAGCCUGAGGACUGUCAAGUUUGGCUGCACAUGAACCACUGUACCUGAAAACGUUUACGUCCUGUAUACGCACGUCUUUGACUUCUACAAGGAGAAAAGCACGAAGUGUGAGGAUUUGUACACUUGUAAAAAAAGAAACACAGUGAAGGAAUAGCGAUCAGGACGUUAGCAUCUAGUGCACUGGGAUUAUACUCUAGUCUGUCACCUACAAGCUCUGGUUGUAAGAUCAGGCCUUCAUUACAGUAGAGAUCAUGAGCCAGUCGACCUUUGUCUAGGUCGCUGCCCUGAACUGGACACACACUGUUGUCGCCGCAAGCCGCGCCGGAUCCAUGCAUUCUUCGGCCUCUAGUUUGUGGCUGCUGAUGUCGUCGUCGUUGUCGUUGUCGUUGUAGUAAUACUUAUCGACGGUGGACACAACACUACACACACGGACUCAUCCUCCUGAGGGUCCUCUCCCCACCCCCACCCCCCACCCCUUUCACCCCCUAACACCCCGGACGUUGACUCCAGAACUCCCCAGAACCAUGAGUCUAGACACCACACGGAAGCCGUUCAGGCACAGUGACACAGCCUCCGAUUCCGAUGGCAGCGAAGAGGACAGUGUGUCCCUGGCUAGCUCCCUCCAGGCCGACAUGGCAGGGGCGGCGGCCAAGGUGCCCAAGAAGCGGACCAACAGCCGCAAGGCCAGGCAGGAGUGGGAGAUUGUGGAGGGUCUGAAAGACGGACAGAAGUGUGAGGAAAAGCCCGGUUCUUCGUGCUGGAGAGAGGGAUUCUGACCUACGCCAAGUCCAGUGCCGAUAUUCCUAAGGGCAAGUACCACGGUAUCAUCGACAUCGGUCUGGCUGUGAUCACGUUCAAACGACAGGGUCAGAGAAUUGAUAUAGACGCAGAGGAGCAAGUUCAUCAUAUCAAGGUCAAAGACAAAACAGUCUUCGACGACUGGCUCAAGCGGCUACGUCACCACCGACUGUACAGACAGCACGAGAUCGCGUACGGCCCCAGCGACUCCAAGCGGAUCCACCAUGUGUUGUCUCCCACUGAGGAAAUCCCCCCUCUCACUAAUGCCAACUUGCCUGAACUUGCCCUGAACCAAAGCCUAAAAAAGGACAUAAUUCGCCAGUCCAGUUUCAAAGGAGGUCAAGGCCGAGUCAUGACCUGGUUGUUGGACUCAGCGGGCUAUGAGCAGUGUGGGAAAAAUAUCCAGUCAUGUAAGAGUGAACUGCGACAGCUGAGAGAUCUGUUGGAACAGAUCCAGUCACUGCCCAUCUCAGCCGACUCAGGUCUGGAGAGCCAGGCAGCCACACCCAGCGGCCAGACCACACCCACCUCCCUCCUCCAGUCCCCCCCGUCGGACCGGCUCCACUCCAGCGCUUCCAACCCCAACCUCCUCCUCUACACCAACGGGACGUCGUCCAACAGCAGCCCGGGGACAAACAUUUCAGCUGCCCCGGCCGGCUACGCAGGUGUGGUCAGUGCAAUUGGCGGCGGCAAUAGCGCCAGGCGACAGCUGAGUGGGGAUGGCGCCGUCUUCGCAGCCCAUGAGUCCAGGAUCCAGGACAUCCGUGUGAGGGAGAACUUUGUCAGCAAAGCCGAGCUGGUGCACACGAAGCUGAAGGACCUGGCAUCCUUGAUGGAAUCGGAGCGGGAGCGUCUCCGGAAUAUUCUCGACCAGGACGGAGAGGCGGGUCAAGGACAGCAGAUCUCAGCUCUCAAACAUUCUUUGUUGGAGACUCAGAAACAGAACGUCGAGUUACGGUCGCGUCUUGCCAGGAUUCACGCAGACUCUGUCUUGCCGGAGAUGGUGCCGACGGCCACUGCCGCCAGCGCUCUCAUGUCGCCACUGCCCUCCAUGAGGCUGAACCAGGACAAGGCCAACCUGGCACAGAGCCUCUCGCUGGAUAGUUUCUCCAUGUCGGAGUACUACGACGCUGAGGACAAUAUCGAGACGAUUAGCGAAUCUUCCUCGGAGCCCUCGGAUGAAGAAGUGUCGAGUGAAAUUUCUGAAGACGGCAAUGACACCGACUACAACACUGGUGGAGUUUCAGAAAUGGUGUCGCAGUCCAUCUGCGCCACGGGUCGGCGGACGAAGCUGCCGGUGCCCAAGCCUGAGAGCCCAGAUGUGAGCCUGUGGAACCUGCUGUACCGAAACAUCGGCAAAGACCUCACCAAGAUCUCCAUGCCGGUCACUCUCAAUGAGCCGCUCAGUAUGUUACAGCGUCUGUGUGAGGAGCUGGAGUACAGUGAACUGCUGGACAAAGCUGCUGAUUACGAUGACCCCUAUGAACGAAUGAUCUAUGUUGCUGCCUAUGCUGUUAGUGGCUAUGCCAGCUCCUACUACCGGGAGGGACAUAAGCCGUUCAACCCUCUGCUGGGAGAGACAUAUGAGUGUAUACGAGAGGACAAAGGCUGGAGGUUCAUUGCUGAGCAGGUUAGCCACCAUCCCCCCGUCACAGCGUGCCAUUGCGAUUCGAGAAACUUCACCUUGUGGCAAGACGUAAGAAUGAAGACAAAGUUCUGGGGAAAGUCGAUGGAGAUCCAGCCACUGGGACAUGUUCAUGUCAUCUUGCCGAAGUAUCGCGACCACUACAAAUGGAACAAGGUGACCACGUGUGUUCACAACUUGCUGGGUGGGCAGCGGUGGGCUGACCAGUACGGAGAGAUGACCAUCACCAACAACAACAUUGUCUGUAAACUCACGUUCACAAAGGGUUCGAACCACCGGUCCCCCAAACGCUACGAAGUGUUUGGCAGUAUCCAGACAGCAGAAGGGAAGGUCGUUCACAACCUAUUUGGCAAGUGGAAUGAAGCGUUUUUCUGCGGCCACGCCUCCUCUGCUCGGUGUAUCUGGCGGCCAGGAGCAAUGCCCGAGAACCACGAGCUGUACUAUGGGUUCACCCGGUUCGCAAUAGAGCUCAACGAACUGGAUCCGGACAUGUCCAAGUACUUGCCGCCCACAGACUCUCGGUUCAGGCCGGACCAAAGACUGCUGGAGGAAGGAAAGAUCACAGAGGCCGAGGCGGAGAAAAACAGACUGGAGAAUGCACAAAGAGAACGACGGAAGAUCAAGGAGGGCAGUGGAGAAGACCCCCAACCCAUGUGGUUCAAGAAGAAGUUGCUGGAUGCUGGGAAGACCGAGGCCUUUGAGUACGACAAGAAGUACUGGGAGGCUCGCAAGGACCCGGGCUUUGCCCGCAUGUCAUUUGUUCACCUGUUCUGAGGCAGUUUCCACCACAAAGACACCGAAUCUCCUGUUACCCUGAUCGACUCCUACACUCUUCAAUAUGCGUGGAAUAAUAUCUUUCGAGGAAGUUCUUUGAUACUAUAAUACUAUUAUAUUGGACUCUAGUUGAAGCCCAUUUAUGUGGACUGAGGAAGUUCUUUGAUAGUAUAUUAUUAUAUUGGACUUGAUUUGAAGCCCAUUUAUAUGGACUUACUUUUUGGAGUUUUGCAGGAUGAUUUCUGUUCCUUUGGGGUUUUUUUUGUUGGUACUGUGUACACAGAAUGGGGAACUUAGAAAUAGGUUAGGCCAGUGACAGCUGUUAACUCUUUAACCACGUCUGGACGGUGGCAGCGUCCGGUAGUCGAGGUCCGUAACCAUGGCUGCACGGUACCACCGUCUGAUGGGAAGUUAUUAUUGUAUUAUGGUAUGGACCAAAUAUAAAAAAGUAUGAGCUGACAAGUCCUUAGUUUGACUCGCAGUCAAAGAUGAAUGAAUUCUAUGUCUAGGUAAUGCUUUAUUGAUCAGCUUGACACGAAAAAAGCAGUUUUUAAAACGUAAUAUGUCGGGUCGCAUUUCCACAAACACGAGAGAAUUACGAUGAAACAUGAUUUUAAACUGGGUGGUUAAAGAGUUAAUAAUGAACCUGCUAGCAUUUGAUGAUCAAGAUAAUGAACUUGUUAUUGGUUUUCUUCACAUCGUUUGCCUGCUUUUUCUGAUGUAAUCAGCCCAACAUUUUCAGAAUUUUGGGAAUCUGUGGUAAUGGUUGCUUGUGGUUUAGGUAUUUUUUAGAAAAUUAAAUUUUAAAUUUUGAAAAAAAUGCAAGAAAGGUUUGGUCAACAUACUAUAGGAAUAAUCUGUUUAAAAAAUGAAACAGUAUGUACUGUCUUCUUAAGAAUUUUGCUUUCAAGGCUUAAAAUACUUGUAGGUGAACAGCUGUGGUUUGGAGCUUGCCAAGGCGUUUCCCGCCAAUUAGCAUAUGGUAAAUACAGCAAGGUUUUGUGUGAAAAACACUUUUUAAAAUAUUUUUGUAAUUAUAACCUUGAGAAAUUUCUUUCGGUGUAUAUAUUGAUAUAUGUUUGGAAGAAAUUUGCUCAGAAUAAGAGCAUUCCACAUGCGUUUGAUGACUGUGCGGUCCCACACCGACCCCUCACACCAACAAAACUACCCCAUACUGACCAAACCCACAACCACACCUAUAUCUAAAGGGCAACUAUUAUUUUUCUUACCUCAGGUAACAAGAGUUAAUUAUUAUUCUCAUCCCAAUUGGCUGUCUUGGUGGUUAUUUCGCGUAUUGACACUGAUCACAAUUUAAUUGUCUACAUCAGCUGCUUUUGACAGAUGGAUUUUUUUACUCGUUUUAUUUAGACUCUAUAACCACAAAUUGAGGGUGUUGGUCACAAAAUUGCUAGCUUGGUCAAAGCUUUUUUUAUACAAGUGACAGAAAAAUUGUGUUGAUUCUGUCUUGUUUUAUGUAAUUUCGAAGCUCUUUUAGUUGGCGUUUUUUUCUCUCAAUUCGCCUGUAUGACUCUCUAAUCAGUCUCUUAUUUUCAUGGUUUCACACAUGUUCAUGGUAUCCAUUACAUGAAAAGUGUAAGGAACGCUGCUCCAUGUAAGGAAAUCUCAACACAUAAUUGUCAUUGUUUUCAUAUACACAGUUGGUUCAUUUACAUAUUAUCAAUCUGUAUUCUGAUAUUGAGCUGUCAAUUUUCGUUAUGGUGCAACACUUGAGAGCCAAAGAGGCUUUGUGCUCUCUUACACAUUCGAUAUACACACACGCACACACACACACUUGUGCACGCACACACACACACACAAACACACACAACUACAUGUUUAAAGGCAUACAUCUCUAAACAGAUCUGUUGAAUGAGUCUCAGACUUUGUCAGUUUGUGCCCCACACCCUUGAAAUAUAAUCCUGGAGAGGGAUGGACGCCGCCAGGCUAACUUUGCCCAGACACGCCACAUGUUGCUGUUGUUGUUUUCCAAUUCCUUUAGCUCCGAACAUUUCAUGACGGCAUGAACAUGUACUGAGCACCAAUGUCUCCAAGCCCGCACCCUUGACUGUCUGAGGUGGAGACACCUGGUGCAUUGCAGCUUUCAGCAAUGCAGGGCUCCCAUGACUUUGGGAAUGGUUAUAGUACUUUGCCCCCUCAGGGCGCCGAUCGGUGACGGUGAGAUGUAGCGUGUACCGCAUCUGUAUUGUGGUCUGUGGGGAUAAGUGUUGUGCAGUGCGCACUGCGUGGGUGGAAAGUGUGAAGGGAUAAAGUAAUUCAUGACCCUUGAGCUAGUGGUUUUUUACCAAGUUUUUUGCGGUUUACACUAUAAAGACCAUCCAUGUCAGGGCCAUUACAUUUUUUGUGGUUCUGAUGUACUAAAAUACUUUUACCUUUCUCUCUUUUUUAAUCUAACAAACAGGCAUGGCUUCCUCGGAAAUCUUUGUAAUGUUUCAGCUUGGUAUUUCGAGAACAGAUAAUUUUUUGGGUCGUUUUUUUCUUUUUUGCUUACGUAGUUUUAGUGCAAUAGACAGCUGCUUAUUUUUCUUCAAAGAGCUUCAAGUUUAGCAGGCCUAGUGGGGUUUUUUUCUACUAGUCUGUGAAUAAGCAGAGUUGGGAACACUCUUGAGUGGUGUGUCAUUUUGCCCCUUUGCUUUCCCUUCUUGUGCUUGAGGGCAAGGAUUGUAGAUGGUCACAGACUCUUUGUGGGUUUAGUUUUAUGUCAUAUGAUUUGGAGUAUCAUUGUACUACAGAUUUAGUAUGUGGUAUCGGGAAGUGAUCACAGGAGUAGCGUAACUGAUCCGGCUUUCGAUUUUGCAAGUAAAAACAUUUGGCGCCAAAAAUGAAAAAAAGGCGUUUUGUCAGCAUACGGCCUGGAUCGGAAAAGUAAAGUCAGCAUACGGCAGAGUUGAUGUGAUAUCUCGUAUGUUGUUCUGCCAACUGCCAAAUUGAUGGCUUGGCCUACUGAGCUUCUGGUGCAAGUUGACAUGAAGGUGACCUGCUUUUGCUUUCUCUUGAAAUGUUUUUUUCUUUUUUGAUUUUUACAGUGAAACUGCACUGUGUAGAGAAAUGGGUAAGAUGAAGAGUGUACUUUAAUAUGAAAGAAAUCUCCCUGCUAAGAGAGUGCUUAGAAAGAAAGUACCAUAAAAAGAGAGAGAGUACUAUAAAUGACAGUACUAGGAACGAGAGUGCCAUAAACGGAGUACCAAAAUUGAGGGAACUAGGAAAGAGUAGAAUAAAAGAGAACACUAUGAACAAAAGUAAAAGGAAAGAGAGGCACUACGAGUAUAACAGAGAGUAACACUGUUGAAAAGAGAGUACCAUAAAAUAGAGUACUGUAAAUGAGCCUACAAGGAAAAAGUACUGUAAAAGAGAAUAUUAUAAAUGAAAGUACAGAGAAAGAGUACAGGAAAAGAGUACAUUAUAAAUGAAAGUACAAAGUAAGAGUAUCGGAAAAGAGAACAUUAUAAAUCAAAGAACAGAGAAAGAGUUCAGUACAAGAGAAUAUUAUAAAUGAAAGUGCAAAGAAAGAGCACCGUAAAAGAGAAUA
Aplysia californica (California sea hare) is the source of this 7148-nucleotide messenger RNA. RefSeq names its product oxysterol-binding protein-related protein 6. Gene Ontology annotation, molecular function: cholesterol binding. Gene Ontology annotation, cellular component: intracellular membrane-bounded organelle; plasma membrane; cytosol. NCBI's taxonomy places the organism in Eukaryota, Metazoa, Mollusca, Gastropoda, Aplysiida, Aplysiidae. The record is from RefSeq and is a predicted model, not a curated record.